AUGGGAAAGACCUACCUGAGGAGAGCAUCUUGGGUGGAGGCCGAGCGCUGGUCACGGACUUUCAAAUCCUACGCAGGAACGCCUGUCACCGACCGGAGUCCGCCUCAUGUUGCCGUCUUGAACUCAUCUGCAAUGGUCGCAAACAAGCGCUACGAUCUUCGCACCUCCACACAAGGAGGUGCUCGAACCCAUCACCAUCUUAAGGUCCAUACGACGCGUCCUUCAAAGGCUUGGUUUGAUUUGUUCAUCCCUUGGCUGAGUGAAACUGCUGCCCAAUUCGUGAAGGAAAAAUUACUGACAGGCAUCAUGAAGAAGAUCAAGAAACGCAUAUUGACUUGGCUAUGUAUUAGCAGUGAAUAUGGAACAGAAGGCCAAUGUACUCCGCCCGGCAGAGCUGAUCUGAUGAGGAUCUCUCGACUUGUUCGCCGGGCGGGCUUUGACAACACGGCCAACACCCUGCGCUGGAUCAUCCUCUACCCUCACAUGGCCAGUUUUCCCGAAGUGCAGCGCCGCGUCCACAGCAGGAUCGACGGAGGUUUUCCGCGCGACUUUGCCCUCAUCCAGCACAAGAGUCGGCUGCCAUUACUCGAAGCGACGAUCCAGGAGGUUCUUCGUGCGUCGUCCAUGAUUCACACGAGUCCAACGCGCAGCUCAACUUGA
Messenger RNA from Penaeus monodon (black tiger shrimp), 660 nucleotides. RefSeq lists its product as uncharacterized. Gene Ontology annotation, molecular function: monooxygenase activity; iron ion binding; heme binding. Lineage: Eukaryota; Metazoa; Arthropoda; Malacostraca; Decapoda; Penaeidae. The transcript is spliced from 4 exons. Bases 1 to 660 code for a protein of 219 amino acids. The record is from RefSeq and is a predicted model, not a curated record.